Messenger RNA from Mytilus trossulus (common blue mussel), 1362 nucleotides. RefSeq names its product serine/threonine-protein kinase Nek7-like. Gene Ontology annotation, biological process: regulation of autophagy; peptidyl-serine phosphorylation. The record is from RefSeq and is a predicted model, not a curated record. The coding region runs from base 161 to 1069 and encodes 302 amino acids. The transcript is spliced from 4 exons. NCBI's taxonomy places the organism in Eukaryota, Metazoa, Mollusca, Bivalvia, Mytilida, Mytilidae. Gene Ontology annotation, cellular component: cytoplasm. Gene Ontology annotation, molecular function: protein serine/threonine kinase activity; ATP binding.
AGCAGGUAGUGACGUCGUCGUCUUUUUGAUUGUGUCGUACUGUCGCCUUGACGUUGACUCUAUGGUUUAUGAGAGGGAGCUUCUGUCGAACGUUUUUCAACAUUUUCACAUUUCUACUUUCUAUUUACAGAAGAAUGGCUAACCUAUGAACUAACCCAUCAUGUCUGAACAAUUCAACCCGUUAACAAAGACAGUCAGUAGAACUGCCCCAGUAACUAAUGCACCAAGUUUACAAAGUAUAUGUAGGAAUACAAUUUUACAUGCUAUAACACUCAAAAGAAUCAAGCAGGCAGAUGAGUCGCUUCCCUUACCUAAACCUCUGAUGAGAACAGUCAGUGUUCUCAACUUGAAAGAUUUUGUCAUUGACGCAGAAAAAUUAGAACCUGGUAAUCACCUGAAAGAAAGCUACCCAGCUACAUGUAUCUUUGAUGGAAUCCCAUGUAUCAUCAAAGUCAAAUCUAAAGAUAGCAAGCCAGAAUUGGACAACCCAAGUUUCAUGGCAUCGUUUGAAGACAAGAACUCUGUCUGUUGUGUUUAUGAAGUAACAGAUACUCUUAAAGAUAGAAUUGUUCAAUGCAAACUCCAAAACACCAGAUUCCAAGAGGUUUUUAUAUGGCGUUUAGCAAAGACACUUUUGGAGUUUGCACUAAAUGGAAAGAUAACUCUAUCUACAAAAGUAAACAGUACCAUGAUACAUUUUUACGGUCCAAAAGGAACAAUCUUUCUUGAAGCCACUGAUAACCCAAUGACUGAAAUGAUGGGAGCCGAUUCAGCAAUCUAUGAGGCCCCUGAGGUUUUACGACAGGAAGAACCAACUAACCAAGCAUUUUCAUGGACAGUUGGAUGUAUCAUUUAUGAAAUGUUAGCAUUGGAACCUGCCUUCUUUGAUAGAACUGGUACUAAUCCAUUUCAAGUAUUUAUGGACAUGAUGCAGGGCAUACUACCCCCUGAACCUACAGAGGGUAGUCCAGAAAUAAUAGAAAUUAUGUGGCACUGUUUUAAAUCAGAUCCUGCAAAAAGAAUUCCUCCAGAAGAUUUGCUUAGAUUUGCAAUAGCCCAUUCAGAAUAAAGCUUUUAUUUUAUGUCAAAUGUUUAGCUCUUAAACGGCUUGGUUAUUUUGUUAAGAUUCUCUAUUUGAUAACUUGUUUCCAAAUAUUAACAAUUAAUUUGUUAUGUUACUUAACAAUUUUAAGAACGGAUGAUUUAUUUUAGCCAGAUACUUAUACAUGUUAUUGCUACCUCUUUUAAAUAUUUUUUUUCAGAAAUCUUUCUUUUAAAUAUAAAAAUACACAGACUGAUUUUAAUCCAUAUCAAUGUUUUAUAUAGAUUGUAUGUUUUAUCAAUAAAGUUUUAUUAUAAUUA